AUGGAGGCCUGUGCCUCAUAAUUUCGUCACCCAGAGAUCUGGCGUCAAGCAGGCCCUAGAGAAUGACCACCGGCGGCGUUCCUGAACAAUUUGUCCGGGAAGGCUGUCAUUGUGAAGCCCAAGUGGGCGAGGGACGACAAGGGCACAUCCUUUUCCUGUGCGAAUGCCCGGAGAUCUUCUUUUGCUUCCGCUGUAGAGGCCGCAGUGGCCGGCUUAUUCGACGACUUUGUUUGUCCCUCUGCUCUCAUCUAAGGCUUUCUUGUUUCCGUGGACUCGUACAUGAAUGAACUUGCAGGUAAUGCUCGAGGCCAUGGUUUGGGCUCUGUCCCAUGCAGCCCCCCCUGCACCUCAGCCUGCCGUUCCACAGCCUGCCAGCACUGAGGAGAACGUUGAUGGGGAAAUCACUGGAAACCUUGGGGAGACUCUGAUAAGGUUGGUUUCUCUUGGCGACUGUUGAAAUGAGUUGACUUCUGAAGCAUGGCAGCGUGACUAUGCACGCGGGUCUGACGAAAUCGGCAGGCUUCCUCAACGAGGUCCGCAACACUACCGGCUUUUGACCGCUAGAGGUGGAUGUUUCGGCGGACUUCUUGUUUCUAACGCCGGAUAAUAAUUUGCCGGUUUUAUUGAAGUCAAGAUCAAAGUAACUCUUUGAGCGGAAUCCUUUUGGCCGACAGCGACUGUCGAUAUGAUGGGGGCGGGGAACGAGCGGCGGAGGAAGGGGGUGCGGUGAUGGGAGGUCACCAAGGCCGCCCGCCGGCUUUUCUCCCGACUGAAUAUGGUUGCAUUAUCUCGGCGAAGUCAGUCGUGGCUCGUCGGGCUAUCAGGAGGCCGGAGGCGCAUCUAUACAUGGUCCAAGGAUUUUUGGAUUUCAGGGGGAAAAUUUAGAACAGAAAUCGAAAUGGGCUCGACGCAUAUCCUAUUUUACAGGCCAUGCUGCAAAGAAUAGGAUUGCCUCUCUGUUCUCUCUCUCUCACACUUCCCUCCCUCGUCUAUUUCCGUGCUGAUCCUCUCUCCGAGCAUCAACCCUUCUCGUGCCCACAAGCUCUGGCGGCACGUGGCCUGGCGGUCCGAGAGAAUCUUAGCUCGAGGGAUCUCCGUGGGGAAUCCCUGCUCCGGGAGUUAGUUCGUCCGUAG
Molecule: messenger RNA, 1134 nt
Organism: Spirodela intermedia
Lineage: Eukaryota; Viridiplantae; Streptophyta; Magnoliopsida; Alismatales; Araceae
Source: the annotation of a GenBank genome assembly